UCGAGAAAUUAGCACCCUGGUCAUCUGCAAUACUACCCUAAUUUCCCAGCCACCUGGGUCUGUAAAUCUGGCAUGGAUUUUCCCCGCACUAUCAAGACGUCACAAGGACUCUUUGUUCCUCGGCUUCGAUUCAUCUAAUGAUAUCCCUACGAGAUCUGCGCUCGGGUUGUUGGGACUUAACUUAGAUUUUACUAAAAUGCCAAUGGAUAGGAACUGGUUAAUUAUGCUGUCAAGACUGAUUUAAUCGUCAUUGCAGUCGUUGAGAACUGUUUGUAUAUAAACUAUUAAGCCCCAAAUGACGAUGCGUACUUUGCUCCAGUGCCUCUUUCUUGGCUUCUAUUCAAGUCAAACAUUGGCCCAUCCCAGCGGAACGGAAAGCUCGGCGAAUGUUCAAAGAAACGAUGUCCCAAAUUAUCAUAAUAAUGUCGGCGUACUUCAAUAUGUGAAUCCGAAGAUAGGCACGUACGGUUCCUCGCCUGACGACAAUGGCGGAAUGAUCCCAUCAGUAUCAGUGCCUUUCGGCAUGACCCGAUGGACAGCCCAGACCCGCGAAAAUUACAUCUCUCAAGUCCCAUACCACGACGGAGAUUCUUACGUCCACGGAUUCCAAGCCACGCAUCAGCCGGCAAUUUGGAUGGGAGAACUAGGCCAAGUAGUGUUAACUCCAGGAUGGAGUAAAGAUGUGAAGCCUCUGUUCGAACAACGAAGCCUAGCGUUUCGCAAAGAGGAUGAGGUUAGCACACCUUACGUUUAUGAAAUUGUUCUGGACGCAGACACAGAAGGAGAACAUGAUCUGAACUUAACCGAAGAUGCUGCCGGAGAAGGUCCGGUGCCUGGUGGUGCUGGAUCAGCUUCGGAUCAAGUCCGAAGUGGGGCGAAUGGGCGUACGAGGAAAAGAGACAAUGUUUAUGUCUUUCGGAAUUAUACCCGACAGAUUCGAGCGGCGAUGAGUGCAACUGCUCAUACGGGAUCUCUCCGAUUUGAUUUCGAAUCUGCUGAUACUUACCCAUCUUCGGAGUCUGUGCAGCCUUAUGUUUCUAUCCAAGUAACUCGACAAAACUGGACGGGCGAGGUUCGGAUAGAUCCGAAAAAUAAUGAGAUUUCUGGAUAUAAUCCGCAGCGACAAGAUUAUCGGCUAGGUCCCGAUAAACCCGCAUCUUUUAAGGGCUACUUUGUUUCCCGAUUGUCCGAACCAUUUGCGUCGUACGGAACUUCGCUUGGUGCCAAUGUUUCGGAUGGAUCCGAAAAUGCAUCAGGCGAGCUACUCAGCGCAUAUGUGAAAUUUCACGAAAAUACAAAGCGAGUAGAGGUACGCACUGCAGUAUCCUUCGUCAGCGUCGAACAGGCACGAAAAAACUUGGAUAUUGAAAGCCCCGAUGGUACCACUUUUGAAGAAACCGUCGAGAAUGCAAAGUCUGCUUGGCUGGAGAAAUUAGGCCGAAUUACAAUUGAAGGCGUCAAUUCGACCGACAAAGAGCACGAUCCUCGCACCAUCUGGUACACCGGCCUUUUCCACGCUCUUCAGUAUCCAAAUGAUUUCUCCGAGCCCACCAGUAAGGACCCGAAAGGGUCCCGGACGUUUUAUAGCGGAUACACCGACAGCAUUCAUGAGUCCAAUGACUCUUACUAUCAGUCAUGGUCCAUUUGGGAUACAUACCGCGCCGAGCACUCGCUCUUAACAACCUUUGCCCCUGAGCGCGUAAAUAGCAUGAUGCGCACUCUGCUACAAAUAUUUGACUGGACCGGACGUCUACCGAUGUGGGCUAACAUGGUUGAGACGAACAUUAUGAUCGCCACUAACGCCGACGCCGUGCUAGCGAACGCAAUCUCGCGAGGUUUCCGCUCAUUCGACCUUAAGAAAACAUGGGAAGCUGUACGUAAGGACGCCUAUGAACCACCCGAAAAUGACACUCAGUUACUGUACUACGACCGUGAACCAGACACCCCCUAUGAAGUGCGCGCAGGAUUAACCAGCUACAUGGAUCACGGCUGGGUCGACAACGACAGAUGGUCAGAAUCCGCAUCCAGAACCCUAGACUACGCAUUCAACGACGCAGCAUGCGCUAUAGUAGCGCGAGCCGUCGGUCAAGACGACGAAGCAGCAGCUCUUAAGAAGAGAGCCAAGAACUAUGCAAAAAUAUGGGACUCCGAUACCCAAUUCAUGCGAGCGCGUAAUGAAAACGGCACAUGGGCGAACGAAACAUGGGGUUGGACCGAAGGUGAUAAGUGGGUGUACACCUUCGACGUACUCCACGAUGUCGACGGACUCGCUGGAUUAUUUACCGGCGGUCGUCAAGGUAUGAAGACGAAACUAGAUGAACAUUUCGAUGGUGGACAUAAUAUGCAUAGUAAUGAGCCUUCGCAUCAUGUACCAUACCUGUACUCUUUAAUCGGACACCCAAGCGCAGCUGCUGAUCGCAUUCGCGAUAUUGCGUUCGAGAAUUAUAAUGCUACGAGCGCUGGACUUAGUGGAAACGAGGAUUUGGGCCAGAUGAGCGCUUGGUAUGUUUUCUCUGCGCUAGGAUUUUAUCCUGUUAAUCCGGCUGGUGAUGAGUAUGUUGUUGGUUCGCCGUUCUUCGAGAAGGUUACUCUGAGGUUACCUGCUGGGGUGGCGACAGGGGGUGAAGUCAGUUGCGCUGGCGGUGGAGAGAGAACUCUGGUCAUUGAAGCACCUGGCGCGACGUCAAAGUCGUAUGUGAAGGGCUUGAGUGUCGAUGGGAAGCCUAUCGAUCGACCGAUUCUUCACCAUGGAGACAUUGUUAAAGCAAGCCUAAUCAGGUUUGAAAUGAGCGAGACGCCCACAAAAUGGGGUGAACUAGGGGAAUUAUGAUAAAUUCAGAUUAAAUGUAAAUACCUAAGUACCUUAAUGCCUAUAUCAUAAGUACCCUGGAAAUCUCCCAUCGUAAGCUCACGAGAUAGGGUACA
Hypoxylon trugodes is the source of this 2925-nucleotide messenger RNA. RefSeq names its product glycoside hydrolase family 92 protein. The transcript has a single exon. Lineage: Eukaryota; Fungi; Ascomycota; Sordariomycetes; Xylariales; Hypoxylaceae. The record is from RefSeq and is a predicted model, not a curated record. Gene Ontology annotation, molecular function: peptide-N4-(N-acetyl-beta-glucosaminyl)asparagine amidase activity; carbohydrate binding. Gene Ontology annotation, biological process: protein deglycosylation; protein quality control for misfolded or incompletely synthesized proteins; carbohydrate metabolic process. Bases 296 to 2830 code for a protein of 844 amino acids. Gene Ontology annotation, cellular component: cytosol; nucleus.